Molecule: messenger RNA, 2648 nt
Organism: Microbotryum saponariae
Lineage: Eukaryota; Fungi; Basidiomycota; Microbotryomycetes; Microbotryales; Microbotryaceae
Source: the annotation of a GenBank genome assembly
AUGGCCGCGGUCGCGCCGCCUUCGUCGAUACCACUCGACGUCUCGACUCCACCAUCGUCCACGUCGACCGCAUUUCAAGGGGAUACUGCCACCGGAACCAACUCCCCUACACCGACGGUGACCCACAUGAUUACGGCCGGCUCGACCACGAAGCAGGACCUUUCGCAGCCCGCGGAGCCGGCAGCAAGUGGAGGUGGCAACGAAGGCGGAGCAAAAGCAUGGAAGGACGCGGUGCACGUCGUGCCCAAGAACAAUCUAUGGAUCGUAUUUCCCGGGUAUGUGGGAUUACUCGACGUUUGCUCUCUUCGACGCUUCGACAUUCGAGUCACUACUGAUGCCUUUGGGUCUGCCGCCAUUCUCGACUGUUUAGGCUGAGUACGUGGGCAUGAUCUCGCUCUGGUUCGGCCGACGAACCGCGGCGCCGCUACCAGCGCCAAGGCCGGGGCAAGCACGCAACGGCCUCUGCGUGGGAGAAGGGAGCUCAAGUAUGGGGACUGACGCGUCUCGAGUGGCUUUCUGCGCACAGUGCUCACCGUAUUCUUGGCUGCCCUCGACCAGACAAUGUAAGUCGAUAGCUGCCGACGCGGUAGUCUUCCGGUUCUCCGGGGUCUAGGAGAUGCAGCGGCUCGGCCAAGAAACGAUUCUGACCACUCCUAGCAUCCUUAUUUCAAUCAACAGUGUGUCGACUGCGUUACCCACUAUCUCGAGAGAGCUUGGAGGCUCAUCCCUGGCCUAUGCAUGGGUCGGGACGGGUACGUCUUGUCUUGAACCCCCGCCGCGGGUCAAGAUCUGUAUUGACAAAGUUGCCCUCCACAUGACCUCAGCCUACUUCCUGACCUCGACAUCCUUGUCGCCAUUCUAUGCAAGUUGCGGCGGCUCUUUUCAUAAACUAGAUCUGGUCCUAUCAGCUCACACAAAGGGUCUCCUUUACAGGGCAAAGCGGCAGUAAUCUUUGGACGAAAAAUCGUGUUCUACACGGUCAUAGUCAUCUUCCUCUUUGGAUCUGCGAUGUGCGGGGCGGCACAAAACAUGACAUGGCUCUGCGUCUGUCGAGGCGUUCAGGGAGUGGGAGGAGGCGGUAUCAUACAGCUUACGCAGAUCUGCGUCGCCGAUAUCAUCCCGCUCCGUGAUCGGUCGAAAUAUUCGGGCUUCCUGGGCACGACGUGGGGGAUCGCGGCCGUCCUCGGUCCGCUCGUCGGUGGAAUUUUCACCGACACGGUGUCGUGGAGAUGGGUAUUCUUCAUUAACCUGCCAACAGGGGGCAUCGCAUUGCUUGUGCUCAUCUUUUACCUGAACCUCAACCCUCACAAGACGGCACCUAUCGCCGACCUCGUGCGGACCUUUGAUUUCCUCGGCCUGGGUCUCAUCGUCGGCGGCCUCAUCCUGUUGCUCGUCGGAUUUUCGUCUGGCGAAGUGUCAUGGAAGUCGGCACAGACGAUCGCGCUGCUCGUUGUCGGUGGAGUCAUGCUCUGUAUCGCCGGAUUCGUCGAAACCCAUACCAAACGGUCGCCUAUCAUCCCCGCGCGACUGUUCCAUACCCGCACUACGGCCGUCAUCCUCAUCUCGGCAUUCGCACAAGCUUACGUCUUCUUGGCGAUCAGCUUCUAUCUUCCCGUCUACUUCCAAAGUCGAGGCUCGAAUGCGCUCGAGAGUGGUCUGAGGUUGAUGCCGUUCUCGGUCCUCGGCGCGAUCAUUUCAAUCGGCAGCGGUUUCGUCAUCAACAAGACCGGCCGCGUCAAAGAGUCAAUCAUAUUUGGGUUCUUUAUCUUCACCAUCGGUACUGCCCUUCUUGCAACCCUGACAGAGACGUCAAAUCUGUGAGUGGGCGUCAGGAGGUCAGAGUCUGAAACCGCGCCAGUCAACUUUCAUUCACCAAUUUCCCCUUCCGCGUUUGUAGAGGAAAGCAAAUUGGAUACCAACUCAUUGCAGCUUGUGGAGUCGGGUUCUUAUUUCAAAGCGCGUACACAGGUGGUCAGUUGAGCCGGUAAAUGAUAUAGAAGACGGUGGGUGCAUCGCUGACGCUUAUUCGUGCGGGUUCUUCUACUCUAGUGCAAGCGUCGGUAGCCAUCGAGGACAUGCCGACAGCAACCUCGACGGUUGGACUUAUUCGGUCUCUUGGCGGCACGGUCGGCAUCUCCGUCAGUGGUGCACUGUACGCCUCACAACUGCGGUCACGAUUGGCGGCGAUCCCGAACUACACCGGCACCUCCGCAAGCCAAGGCGACCUUUCUUCGCUCGCCUUUAUUGAGCCCCCGGAGCUGAAAGCUCAGGUGCUUCAUGCUUACGCCAGGGCUAUUAACAGUCCCUGGAUCGUCGGUGCCCCUUUGCUUUUUGUGAGGCGCUUGCAUUAGGCUUCGCACGUGCUCUCAUAAUUUAGUAGCUGACCCUCCUACUUUGAAUACUGCGUCCCCCAGAUAUCUACCAUUCUCGUCUGCUUCCAAAAGCACUAUUCGCUUGAACGAAAGUCGGUCAGCGGAAACGGGAAAAAGACCAGAAUCGAAGAGGACGCUGAGAAAGUGGCGGAGAGUACUACCACGAAGAGUGACGGGGUAGUUGACGGAAAAUCACUGUCUGCCUCUCCGAUACCAUCGGAGGAAGAGGUCCGAGAUGGUUCUCGGAAGGCGGCGCGGGGUGAGAAGAACGUAUAA